Sorex fumeus (smoky shrew) is the source of this 3424-nucleotide messenger RNA. RefSeq names its product zinc finger and BTB domain containing 21 (gene ZBTB21). The record is from RefSeq and is a predicted model, not a curated record. Gene Ontology annotation, cellular component: nucleus. The coding region runs from base 173 to 3397 and encodes 1074 amino acids. NCBI's taxonomy places the organism in Eukaryota, Metazoa, Chordata, Mammalia, Eulipotyphla, Soricidae. The transcript is spliced from 3 exons. Gene Ontology annotation, biological process: regulation of transcription by RNA polymerase II; negative regulation of DNA-templated transcription. Gene Ontology annotation, molecular function: DNA-binding transcription factor activity, RNA polymerase II-specific; RNA polymerase II cis-regulatory region sequence-specific DNA binding; protein binding.
UUCAAGAUGGAUGGAAUCACAGCGGCAGCGGCGGCUGCGGCGCGCGCGAGCCGAGUGUGAGCCGAGCGGGGCCCGGCGUCCGCUUCGGGGCUGAAGGCCGAAAACAAAAUGAACUAGAAGCGCCGAGGCAGGAUCUGCGAGAGCCGUAUGCGAGGACCCACGUGCGCCCGCCAUGGAGGGCCUGCUGCACUACAUCAACCCCGCGCACGCCAUCUCGCUGCUGAGCGCACUCAACGAGGAGCGCCUCAAGGGCCAGCUGUGCGACGUGCUGCUCAUCGUGGGCGACCAGAAGUUCCGCGCGCACAAGAACGUGCUGGCCGCCAGCAGCGAGUACUUCCAGAGCCUCUUCGCCAGCAAGGAGAGCGCGGCCCAGAGCGUGUUCCAGCUGGACUUCUGCGAGCCCGACACCUUCGACCACGUACUCAACUACAUGUACUCGUCGUCGCUGUUCGUGGAGCGGGGCGGGCUGGCGGCCGUGCAGGAGCUGGGCUACAGCCUGGGCAUCUCCUUCCUCACCAACAUCGUCUCCCGGACCCCACAGGCGCCCUUCCCGCUUUGCCCCGGCAGGAGGGCGGCGGCACUGGCGGACGAUGAGGACAGUGGUGCCCAGAAGAGAAGCGUCAUUGUGUGUCAGGGCAGGAGCGAAGCCCCCAGCCACGCGGCUAGUCCGAGCGCGUCUGAGCUGGGCCCCGGCCACCGGCCCUCCCCUAGCGCGGCGGCCAAGCUCAGCAGCGGGCCACCCCAGGGCCCGGCACCCGGGGACCCGUCGCGCGCCGUGGUCUCACCCGAGCGCCCCUCCGCGGCCUACCCCAAGGCCCUGGAGCACAUGGGCACUGCGGAGGAGUCCGGUAGGGGCAGCCCCCUGAGACGGGCCCCGGCCGGGCCCGACAGAGAGGGGGCCGGGCCUGAGAAGCCGGGGGCCGUCGGGCCUCUCCCCAAAGGCCGAGCCCUGGAGCUGGCCCUGAGGAGGCCGCGCCCACCCGUGCCACCCCUGCGGAGCGCGUCCGAGACGCCCUACCUGCUGACGGAGACGGGCCGGGGCGGUGGCUCGGCCGAGGACCGGAACCUGCUGUACUACUCUAAGCUGGGGCUGGUGAUCCCGUCCCCGGGCGCUGCCACCCCCGGAAGCCAGAGCAUCGACCGGAGCGGCCCGCUGGUCAAGAGCUUGCUCCGGCGCUCCCUGUCCAUGGACAGCCAGGUGCCCGUCUACUCGCCCGCCAUCGACCUGAAGCCUUCCUCGGGUGUGCCUGCUGCCCUGGGGGACACGGCGGCCACCAUGCGGUGCGGCCCGGUGCACAAGGCCGCCUUCCCGGAGUGCGCCGAGAUCACGGGUGUGAACGCACGGGCCCCGACCCCCCAACCGCACCGCCUCCGCUCCUUCAGUGCCUCCCAGUCCACCGAGAGGGAGGCCCCGCCGGCCUCUGAGGUGCCCAUCAAGACGGAGCCCCGCAGCCCGCUCUCGGACCCUUCCGACAUCAUCCGGGUCACCGUGGGUGAUGUGGCGGCAGCCGGCUCCAGAGACCUCGCCCUGAAGACAGAGGACGACCCCAAGGCCAUGAGCAGGCUGCCCGCCAAGAGGAGGUUCCAGGCUGACCGCCGGCUGCCGCUGAAGAAGCUGCGGGCAGACGGCCACGGCUCCCCCGCGUCCGCGGAGCCCGCGGAGGGGGCCGCCAGCCCGCCUCUCCUCGACGCCAACUUUGCAGAGCCCCAUUCGCCUCGAGAUGCCUUUGGUGAGUUGGCGGGAGCGAGGCCCAGCAGAAAGUUUAAGUGCAAACACUGCCUUAAGAUCUUUAGAUCCACCGCCGGCCUUCACCGGCACACUAACAUGUACCAUAAUCCGGAGAAGCCGUACGCCUGUGACAUCUGUCACAAGCGCUUCCACACCAACUUCAAAGUGUGGACCCACUGUCAGACCCAACACGGCAUAGUGAAGAACCCGUCUCCGGCCGCUAGCUCACAUGCCGUCCUGGACGAGCGGUUCCAGAGAAAGCUGAUUGACAUAGUGAGAGAGCGAGAGAUUAAGAAGGCCCUGGUCCUCAAGCUGAGGCGCGCCCGGCCGGGGCCCCAGGGCCAGAGCAGCUCCCCCACGCCCGCCAUCAAGAGGCCCCUGCGGCCGCGGGCCAGAGGAGCAUACGUGUGCCCGCACUGUGGAAAAGCCUACCGCUUCCUCUCGCAGUUCAAACAGCACAUAAAAAUGCACCCGGGCGAGAAGCCCCCCGGCGCCGGGCGCGGGGUCCCGGCCCGGGAGGAGGCGGCGCGGCCCGGCGCGGUAGGCGGCGAGCAGGUUUACGCGUGCCGCCUCUGUAAUGCUGCGCUCUCUUCUCUCCUAGAGCAAGGCCCCCACGAGCGCCUGUGCCGGAACGCCGCCGUGUGCCCCUACUGCAGCCUUAGGUUCUUCUCGCCCGAGCUCAGGCGCGAGCACGAGGGCCAGUGCGAGCACAGGAAGCUGACGUGCCUGGAGUGCAUGCGAACCUUCAAGUCGGCCUUCAGCAUCUGGCGGCACCAGGUAGAGGUGCACAACCAGAACUCCAUGGCGCCGCCCGACAGCCUGGACCACAACGGCGAGGCCGCCGCUCCCGCCACCGCCACCACCGCCGCCGCCGCCACCACCACCACCACCACCAUGGCGGCGGCGGGUCCCCCGCGGCCACCCGGCCCACCCAACCAUGCCACUGCCGCCGCUGCCAAGGAUGACCCGGUUUUCAGCGACUCCUCGGAGCACGUCAACUUCGACUCGGAGGACUCCUGCCUGCCCGAGGACCUCAGCCUCUCCAGGCCACUCAGGGUCCAGGUGAAGGAGGAGCCGGCCGAGGAGGUGGAGGACGAGGCGGUGCCCGCGCCACCCACGGCGGCCCCCGAGGCCCCCAAGGACUCGGGCGCAGGCAGCAGGGAGCCGGGCCUGUGGCCCUGUGAGAAGUGUGGCAAGACCUUCCCGGCGCCCAAGCAGCUGGAGCGGCACCAGGAGCUGCUGUGCUCAGUGAAGCCCUUCAUCUGCCACGUGUGCAGCAAGGCCUUCCGCACCAACUUCCGCCUCUGGAGCCAUUUCCAGUCGCACAUGGCUCAGGCCGCCGACGACCCCGCCGCACCCAAGGACCCCGACACCUGCCCCGGGCCCACCAGCUCACCCUCACCCCCACCUCUGCCCCCGCCCCCGCCGCUCCCCAAGAUCCAGCCCCUGGAGCCUGACAGCCCCACAGGCUUGCCCGAUACCCCGGCCCCUGCCCCCGGCGCCACCGCCGCCGAGAAACUGUUUGUGCCCCAGGAGUCCGACACACUCUUCUACCACGCCCCGCCACUGUCCGCCAUCACCUUCAAGAGACAGUUCAUGUGCAAGUUGUGCCACCGCACCUUCAAGACGGCCUUCAGCCUCUGGAGCCACGAGCAGACCCACAACUGAGGCCGCCCGCUGCUUCCUGGGGUGGGG